AUGUCGGACCAACAUCCAGAGGCCAUGGGUCCUCCGGAGGGUAUGGCGUAUCGCACGCCUGUAGAGCUACCAUUCGAGAUCGCCCAACAUAGCGGAAUCUUCUUCGAGGAACAACUGUAUACCCAAGCAUUGACGCUCCUAUUCAACACACUCGCCUCUGGGACCUACGCCUCGAAGACAGUGAUAGCUCCACUACCUCAGCAUCUUGCGCUAGCCUGUACCUUCCUCGUUCACCCGUCGACUACAAACCGUGCCAAGAAACCAGAACAGCAAGAGGCUCCGCAGGUCGCGCUGCGGCUCUUGCGGCUUAUCAGUACUUUGCUUACCCCGAAAGAUGCUAGGCUUGAUCUGGCUUUCAGCUUUAAAAAUACUCGAUUAUCGCGAUCAGGAAGACUGCGUCAUGCAGACGACACCUCUUCCAGCUCCAAUGAUGGGUCCCAUGAUAAGACCCUUUGGCAAAGAUUGGACGUGGCAAACGAGUCCUCGCUUUGGUCGCGCGCCGAAGACUUUUGGCAUGCUGUUGGAUGGACAUUUAACUGUUCGGUACUUCAUCCCGAGCGGUGGGAGCAUUGGCAGAUUUGGCUCCGAUUCAUGUGUGAUAUACUUCUGGAUGACUGGAACCAGCGCGAGCAAGAGUAUGAACACCUGCAGGAGAAGACAAGUCAGGAAGAACAAAAAGAAACAACACAGGAGAGAAUGACACGAAAUGGAUCUCGGUCGAUCAAGAAUGAUGACUUAGACAUAUUCCGUGAAAGCAUGUUCUUCCGGUAUAUUGACUCGGGAACACCUGGAAAAAAUCGCCGAAUUGUAAGGGCCAUCUUUGCAGAUGGUAGCACUACCUCGGUCAAUGAGUUCCGUCAAGUAUUUUCAAGAGAAUUGAAAAGUUCCAAAUCCAAAUCGGCACCAGAAACGGCGAAAAAGCAAAAAAGCGAGGUCAACAUUGACGAGGGCAAAUAUGGCGAUUACUUUUCUCAAGAUGAUUCCGACGAGGAAGGCACCGAAACCACAGACCUAAGCAAAUCCAAUUCUCGCGCUUCAUCUCCCCCAGAAGGCUCCAAGUCCCGACGGUCGAAGCGUACACGACGAGGCACCAGAACUGCAGCAGACGCUACCACCACCGUGCCAGUUCAAGAUUCUUCAGACUCAACCACCUUAACCCAGCACAGCGGUGGCGUCUCUACCAUGGGCGGGCUUAAAUCCCUCGGACUACGCAAGAAACUCCUCGGUCUCCUAUCGAAAGUCUCGGAACGACUUGAAGACGAUUUCAUGCCCGUCUCGGAGCUCUACUACCUCUUCGUCGAAAACAUUCGUCCCCUUCCCCUCCCAAUCUUCCAAACCUUCGUCAGCCCCUACAUCCUCCCCGAACUCCCAGACGACCAACAAACCACCCUCUGUCAAAGUUUACUAGAAUUCCUGCGCCAGAGUGGCGCCCCAAGCAUGGACGGAGAAUGGCUCGACCAAGUCAAGCUGGAAACCUGUUUCCUUCCAUUCGCAGCGACGACCUCUAGUGCAGUUGAUAACGCCAAGGUGUCUAUUACUCUCGAAGCUCUCGUUAUUCUACUGGCUAAUGGCGAUUUAUUGACAAUGACGCCUGAGUUCAAAGACGCCGUUGAGCGUGGGAUUUCGCAGAGGGCUAGCCGGGUUCAGGAUGAUAUGCGACGUAGCAUUGCUAGCCGGAAUAAGGAGUCGCUUGAGUGGUGCUGGUUGGUGGAGAGUGGGGACAGAUUGAUGUUCUUGGUUGAGAUGCUAGCGUUCAAGGGGUACCCAGCAGAAGCCGGGUUGACGGUUGGCCUUUGUUAA
Molecule: messenger RNA, 1800 nt
Organism: Penicillium maclennaniae
Lineage: Eukaryota; Fungi; Ascomycota; Eurotiomycetes; Eurotiales; Aspergillaceae
Exons: 2
Coding region: 1-1800 (599 amino acids)
Source: RefSeq, a predicted model, not a curated record